GCGCGCGGCGCUGGCGUCGUCGUCACUACCGGUGUCUCUAGCGGCGACCGGUUCGGUUGCGGUUGGUGGCGGUGACAGGCUCCGACCCGAUCUGCGCGCCCAACUCUCGGAGCACCUGCGGAUCCAGCUAUAGCGUGGAACAGCAGCAGCAGCACCAGCCUUACCAAGCACCCUAGAUGUGGAGAUGAGCCAUGGGCAGGCGAGUGGUGCCGACUACGACUACCUCAUCAAGUUCCUGGCGCUGGGUGAUUCCGGCGUGGGCAAGACUAGCUUCCUCUACCAGUACACAAACUCGACCUUCAAUAGCAAGUUCAUCUCCACCGUGGGCAUCGACUUCCGCGAGAAGAGAAUCACGUACCGCUCUCCCGAGGGCGGCGGCCGCAGCCAGCGCAUCUACCUGCAGCUGUGGGACACGGCGGGCCAGGAGAAGUUCCGCAGCCUGACCACGGCCUUCUUUCGAGAUGCCAUGGGCUUCCUCGUGCUCUUCGACCUCACUAGUGAGCAGUCCUUUCUCAGCAUCCGUUCGUGGCUCGAGCAGUUGCGCACGCACGCGUACUGCGAGAACCCGGAUGUGGUGCUCUGCGGCAACAAGGCGGACCUGGAGGAAGGACGUGCAGUGACCGAGGAGCGGGCGAGGGCCGAGGCCGCCAAGCAUGGCUUCCCUUACUUCGAGACGAGCGCCGCCACGGGCCACAACGUGGGACGCGCCGUGGACGCGCUGCUCGAGCUGGUCAUGCGCCGCAUCCAACAGACCGUGGACCGCGGCGGAGGGGGCCAGGCGCUGCCGCACCAUGCGGGCCCAAGGUCUCCGCUCACUGACGGGGACCCGCUGCGAAGGGCCCCCGGCGAGGACCCGCUGCCGCCCACCCACAAUGGCUGCACCUGCUAGUGUUAGGCUGCACGGGACGAUGCCCACAGUCAAGAGGCGAUCUCCUCCUCCUGCUGCCAAGCCCCCAAAACCCUUCUGGUGUCCGGCAGCGCCGAGAUCACCCGAACCCCACCUGGAGGAGGCGCCUUCCUCCUCCCUGCAGCACAUCUCUCUCCAGCUCGUGCAUUUUGUGUCCGGAGAAAUCCCAAGAGACUCUCAGGGCGCCGGUCUGGUUGGCUGUGUGUGGCGCAACGUUAUGGUUUAUGCUGGCCACUUGCAGGGGGUCGGGCUUUCUGGACCAAGCUUUACCAGUGUUUUUAUUGGCUGCGAGAAAGAGGCCGUGGUCUUCUAGUCCUCCCCUCUCCCCCCCCCUUUUUUUUUUGUUCGUGUCGCAUUUUUUUUCCAAUUGUUUAACCUGCUCUGUGAUUAUAUUUUUUUUUUCUUUAAGGUGGUCAGGAUAGCUAAACCAGAUAUGUCUGAUAUUAGCACCGGCAUCCCCUCCGACUCGCUGCAAAGAAUCUAAACAUUCUCGUGCAUUCACGAUGGCAAGACAGGAAGCUGUGUGUUUUUUCUUUUCUUUCCAACCCCUGAAAUUAUGGCGCGAGGUACAAAGAUAGGAUCACGUGGUGUUGUUUUAACUUUCUAAACUAACUUUUCGACAAUAUUCUAACAUCUGUGACAUUUCUGCCACUGAUAGCCUGUAAAAUAAGGUGCACCACACCGUGCAACAGGAGUUAUCAUUGUCGUUUGUGCCGACGGUUUGAUCAAGCACGUGUUCGUAUGUAUACUAUUUGUUGGUCAGCACAAUGCCUAGAUAUGUUUCUGCAGUUCUGCGUUAAUCCAGCGUGCGGGAGGCGACGCAGGUGUUGCGUGUUGCAGCUUUGUAGCGGAUGCCGAACCGUAUUCUUUCUUCUUUUAUUUUUUAUUUCCUGAGCGUGCCUAUAUACAGGUGCAAGGAUACAUAAGGGUAAAAGCACAAGGAAGUCGACCGCACUGCGAGACAGAUGGUCUGGCAUUAAGCUUUUGGCGCUGGAACGGAUUUGUCAAUUCUAUGGAACCUUCUAAGCUGUCUAAGCUAAUGACUGCAACGAUAUACCGCAGCAGUGUCUGAGAAGCCAAUUCGACUGAGUAUACCCAUCUGCCACCCGUCUUGAAUUUUAUGUACACUCACUUCUUAAACAGCCAUAGCUGUGCUGUCAAGUGAUCUUCAUUCAUUAACUGCGACGUCUCUCAUAGCCUAGGGUGACAUUUGCUUGAAGAGACCAGACACUCUAUUCUUCAUAACGCUGGUAUGGUUGCACUGCCCUUUUGUUCUAUACGUGAAAUACGUGGAAGAAGAUUCGAUACAGGAUUUUUUCGUUUGCCAAGGGUACACAGUCAUGGAGGAAGGAAAUAAUAGGAGGAAGCAUAACGCAACGAGACUGAAGCCAAACCUGUUGGCCGAACACGUGAUCACUCGCCAAAGUUGUCGGUUGGUUUCGGUGUUCGCGCUCUGUGGGCAAAGUCGCGGCAGGGCAGCUGAACAAGCAUCAUUAUCAUCAUCAUCAUCAUCAUCAUCAUCACCACCAUCCUCGUCACCGAAUAAAAACUACUGGCAUAGGUACAGGGAACCAAACUUCUCAGCAAAUCUGCAUUCUUGCUCCGUGAUCUCGACGCGAGAGGUGACGUAUUGGGCCACCACUGAGCAAAUGUAUGAGCUUGACGGAGCGUUCGCUGGUCAAGGCUGGCUGCAUGACGUAAUGCUCUCUCCUAUCUUUUUCCCUCCUCCAUGUACACAGCACCGGCACUGCUAUAGUCGGAGAGCCUAUUGUUUUAAAAACGUCGGUUUCCAGUGUGUGGUAUCGCAAUGGUGUGUCACCCUGCACACGUUGUAAUUGCACUUCAGUUUAUUUUCUUUUUUCUUUCUUCUUCUUCUUCCGUGUCAUGUUGCUGCCAACAGGGUUCGGACGAGGCACUGGUCCGCUGCACGAUCUUUCAAAGCCACAUCUUGGUCUCUCUGUGCCGGAUUCGGUUUUCACGCAGCGCCGCCACAGUUUUCGCGGCGCUGACGUCGGCGCCACGAAAACACAUUCCACGAAAACGCUGUUCAGCGCAUUGCCGGUGUCCACUUAAAAAGACGCCUCACAGAGCAUCGCAUGUGACCGCGUGCCGGAUAGUUUAUACCGCUGACAUGAUUAGCCUGCACAAAUGCUGACAAUCCACCACACUAAGCAGAAUAAAGCAAAUCAAAUGCUAGUCACCUAUGCUGACUGUUAAGAUAUUUUGUAAUUACCUCAGCCUAGAAGAGUGGCAAGUUUUAUAAAUGAAUUUAUGAUAGUGUUACUGCUGCGAUCGUUGCAUACGCUUUUGCGAGACCAAAUUCAAAUGAGUUCGCAGUUAUCAUCGCGAGUAAGACGCUUCUGAUAAAUAUUGACGCCGUAUGUUGAGCCUUUGGCAGUUUCGGAUGAGUUUAAAAACAUUGUUCUGCAGUAGAUUCUGGUAAAAUAUAAACUAUUAACAGCCCAUCGCCUUGAGCUAUCGCGAGCAAAUGAAGACGAAUUUCCUUGCCAAAGAACACUAUUCUCAAUCACUUUACCAAGACGCUUCCUGUAGUUGUGAAUCACCUCGUCCUGCGUUUCACGCUUCGCACCUGUGUGCCUGCUCACCCAUCUCGAUACAGCUUUUUCCAAAUUCCUGUUUACUGCACUCGCCUUGCAAAACCUUGCCUUGCGACACCUUGCCCUACAAAACUCGCAUUUACUUCUCGGCAGGGCAUGUUGCUGUUUACGUGUGCAUGCCAAUGAAAUCUUCGAACAACACAGGAGUGUGUCUUUCCACGUACACGUUAUUUUUCUUAUACGAAAAUCUACAAGAUACGAGCAACACGUAACGGAACUCGUAAUGGAACUCAUGACAGCGCCGUCGUCUAGAAGGUAUUCCAUCUGCAAGAUGAGGAACGCUUGCGCUUUGCUUCCGUGUUCCGUGCUCGCCAUUAAAUUAACGAACAUAAAUUACUGGAAAGCACGCUGGCGACUAUUAGGCACGUGAAAUUGCGUAUCACAAAUCUGACGACCUUCGCGUCUGGCUCUACGAGCUUCGUGGCGUUUAUAUUCGCCCGCUGCGCUGUCACCGCCAAUGCACAAUUAUUCUAUCGAGAUUUCAGCAAAUCGUAACACAUGCCCGCAACACGCUCUCACGGCAACUUGGUGGUCUGCGCGACCAACUUCGGGGCGUAGCAGUGCCUACACUACGGUCACCGCGAGCGAUGAGGUUUUGAGACAAGACGAGCUUCGCGCACGUGACAGCAACAUGCCCUGCCGUGCGGCACGCGAAUCCCACUCCCACCGCGUCUCUGCAGUCACUCCCUGCAAUCCUCACAGCGCGCGUGCAUCCAAAGCGCUUUCUUCCCGGUGUCCGAAAAAACCCUGCGUGCCUCAAGUCGUUCCGACAGUAUGACGCCUGUAAGUGCAGCCAGUGGUGUGACGUCGUGCGUACGCGGUCCCUUAUGUCUGACCACGUAAUGAAAAAAAAAAGAAAGAAAAGAAAGAAAGGCGAACUGCGCAGAUCGUCGUCAUCGUUGGUGUGUUUGUGUGUGUGCAUGCCGAAGUGCGUGGAAAGCCACGUGACGGGAGCGGGGCUAUAGCUGUCGCGGACCCCGAUCACAGCUUUCCCGGCAUCGCAGACACAAGCGACUCGAAGCGUUCGCUUUGAUGUUACGAGUAAAUCUUCUGCCCAAGAGGCUGUAAGCGGCACGUCGAGAAGACUUUCUGUUAUACUUGUUGAGUGUGAAUAAAAAUGAAUUGCAAAAGAAGAA
Molecule: messenger RNA, 4661 nt
Organism: Dermacentor albipictus
Lineage: Eukaryota; Metazoa; Arthropoda; Arachnida; Ixodida; Ixodidae
Gene: Rab27
Product: RAS oncogene family member Rab27
Biological process (GO): positive regulation of exocytosis; exocytosis
Cellular component (GO): secretory granule; Golgi apparatus; exocytic vesicle
Molecular function (GO): GTPase activity; GTP binding
Source: RefSeq, a predicted model, not a curated record